CUGCUCCUGCCCCACCAGUGCACUGGACUCUAUCCAAGAGCUGUUCACCUCCAUCUCUGGAGCGGAACGGCAGAGCUAGGCGCAAACCUCACUCAAGGAUUUGUUUUAAAAAUACAUGCCGAUAAAAAUGACUCUCUCCAUUAUUUCAUUAAGGGAUUUCAAACGUGCUUCCUAAGCCCUGAGUCAUCAAUGAAAUGAGCAAGUGGCAGCAGCGCGGCGGCCCUGUGGAACGUGACUCACGCUGCGGUGUGGGGUAUGCACUGAGCACAGGGAUGCUCACACCUCCCCCCCACACCAGGCUCUCCCUAUGGCAUCAGCAGAGCCCUCUGUGGCUCUGGGUUUGUUUUGCCUGUGGAUCUGCAGCUCCCAGAGCUCCCCCCGCCUUGGCAUGUGGCUCUCCUGGCAGCCAGCAGAUCCCAAUCUAGAUGCGUGUGAGACAGCCAGCAUUCAAUGUUGUGUUGUAUAACUGCAGAGAUAAAAACUUCCAUAGGCCAUAUCAAUGCAGGAGAGAUUGAUCUUUCCACCCAGAAUGCAGAGGAGUGUGCCAGGCCAUCUUCUGCUCUGCUUUGGGAACUCUCUGCCUUUCUCAGUCCCCCAGCACAGGUGGGGGAAGCGGAGCUCAUCCCAGCUCCCUGCAUGCCAGCAGCUCUGCCCAGCUCUGCGUGGCCCAUCUGAUUGGUGUCCUCACAGCCCCCAGAAAUGCUGAUCCUCUCCCCUCUCUGAGAUGGCUGAGAUGGCUUCAGCUCUGUCUGCUGAGUGCCAGCAUGUUUCUCUGAAGAUUCAGGCUUUGUGUUCCCAUCCUGCUUCAUCCCACUCUGCUUCAUUAUGGCAAUCCAUCCACUCAGCAUUGUUUCCAUCAGCCACUUGUCCGCAAUUCCCCACCUGUCACCAUCAGCUGAGAUCACCCCACGUUCUGCAGCAGGGCCAGGGCUGUUGGUGCAGAGGUACUGGUGCUGUUGGUGCAAUGGGACUGGGGCCAUUGGUAAAAUGGGGCUGGGGCUGGUCGUACAGCAGGAUUGGAGAUGUUGUCACUGCCCUGGCCGACGCUGCUCCUCACCAAAGGGCUUCCAAUUACAUCCCACAUAGAUGGGAUGCCAGGAGCACAUCCUCACCCCCUGUGCAUGCAGUGGAGAAAGAAAUGAAAUGUGGGGGGAGUUCUGGCUGUGCGCUGUGCACAGACCCUCUCUCUUCUGGGAAGAGGGCAGGGAGGGCUGUGUGGGGACUGUGGGGAGGCACGGGGCGGGUGGGGGUCAGCCAGUGAGGUGCAGGGCAGCCAGGAGCUGAGCCUUGGCUGCUGGCCCUGCUCCAGGCUCGACUCCUUGGACAUGGUGCUGGAAUUCUGCUGUCCCUCCUCGACUGCUAUUUUCUCUUAAUAAGGCUCCAAAUGAGAUGUUUUGGCUAGCCGUCAUUACAGAGCUCCCCGCUUUCUUGUUUUGUUUUUCCUCUCUCCAGAGCUAGUGCCUCGUUGUUCUAUUCCAGCUAUCUAAUACCCCCUGAGUUUUCCAUGACUCUUAAAAACCAGCUGCUCAUCGUGCUUGCAUUAACCCGUUCUUUGCCCUCUGGAGUUGCUGCUGCCAGCUGUGUCCCGGUGCCAGCCGUGUGGCUCUCAGUGUCAGCUGUGGAGCAGCCAGUGACAGCUAUGGGGCCCUUACUGAUCGCUUUUCAUGCUCCCAGUGCCAGCUGUGGGGCUCUUGGUGCCAGCUUUGCCUUUGCCAGCUCUGAGCUACCUUGGGACAGUGGUAGCCAUCCUGCAGAGCUCUGUUGGUGCCAGGCUCUGGCUGUGGGUGCGGAUUCCUCAUGCAUCAGGUGGUGGUGCUGCCACCAGUUCUCCACGAUCCUUGCUGGAUAGUGGAUGAAACUGAAUUUUUGAUGGCUUGGAAACUGCUUUGUAGCCAUAGUUCAGGAUCCAGCACCCUGGGGUUUAGGUGUCAAGUCCAAGGAAGUAAUGAUGUACCCAGUGGGAGUGCUGUGCCCGAUGUACGGGUGCUGUACGUGAGUUUGUGUGCUUUGAGUGAAUGGAGUGAGAAUGAGACGUGUUGGUUGGGGAUGGUCCAAGGAUGUUUUCCUGAGGAAGACCAUGAGGACGGUGCACACAGAGGCUGCAGAUGGGCCUCUGCUUGUGGGAGGCGGGAGGAAGGCUCAGUGGGGAGGAGGAGGAGCAUUGCAACGUAUAGAAGAGACCUCAGUGAAAGCCACCUCGCCUUGGAGAGCUGCUUGGUGUGAGGUGCAGCUGUCGGCUGCAGCACAGCUCCCAUCACGUUGCCCUGCGCUGUUCCUGCCCCGUUCGCACGCCAUCAUCCCAUCGUGUGGGGCUCCAGUGUGCCCACUGAGCUCCGCCCGGGCCAGGGCUUGGUCACAUCCCAGUCUAUAGAACAGAGCGAGGGCAGCGCAGCUCCAGCUCCGCGCUCCCGGUGCCGUAGGUUCGGCUACAGCCUCGGGGCUGGGGGCGGUGGGUGCCUUCAGCCCCAGGGAAAUGUGCCGGGGCACGGCCGCUGCCCAGGGACACUGCGGGACUGCGCUGCCCUGCGCGCCGAGCACCCGGAGCUUCCCUCGGGGCUGGGCAGGGAGCGCUCCGAGUCCCCAUUAGCAUUCGGCCCCGCUUCUGCUUCGGCGCUCGCCUUCGCGAUUGCCUGGCAACCACGGAGCAAAACUACAACAGCUGCCGGGCCCGGCGUGCCUCCUUCCAGCCGACAUACGGCCGUGGUGACGGGGACAGGGAGAGGACGGUGGCACGACCACCCGGUGCCAUCGCCCGGGACCCCGCGCUGGUGGGCUGCGAGGGCAGGGCCGUCCCUGGGAGCGGGAGCAGGAGGAGGUGCGGUGGCUGUGCUGCCGCCCUGGCUUGAGCCUGGGGUCAGCAGACAAGAAGGACUUCUACCAGUCCAAGUCGGAAAGCAGCCUCUCUAGGUUUGCCCACCGCUUGUCGGUGAAGCAGAAGCAGGAGAAGAGAAGGAAAGCUGAGUAUGGCUCGGCCGAGCUGUCUGCCUUCCGGCCCAGGUCUCUGAGCAUUGAAUGGUCAUCGUCCCCUAAAAUGACGCAGCAGAUGCGGGACCUGCAGCUGGCACAGGCCAGGAAGCCGCCAGGCCCAUCCUCACCAAAUGCGGCCAAAAGGCUGUACCGAAACCUCUCGGGGAAGUUCCGUGUCAACUACACAUCCUUCGAUGAGGGCAGCCUGGCGGGACGGGGUGAGAAGGAGAAGCCCCGCAAGUCCUACCUGUUUCAGAGCAAUGCUGCUCUAUUUGAGGCCGUGGAGCUUCAGGACCUGGACAGGGUGCAGGAGCUGCUGAAGCAGUACAGCCCUGAGGAGCUGGAUCUCAACACCCCCAACAGCGAGGGGCUGCUGCCCCUGGACAUCGCCAUCAUGACCAACAACGCGCCCAUCGCCAGGGCUCUGCUGCAGGCAGGAGCGAAGGAGAGCCCGCACUUCGUCAGCCUGGAGAGCCGCUCGUUGCACCUCUCCACACUGGUGCGGGAAGCGGAGCAGCGCGUCAAUGAGCUGACGGCUCAGGUGGUGAACGAGGCUCCCAACACCGACUGCUCGGAGAAGGAGAAGCAGCUGAAGGCCUGGGAGUGGCGGUUCCGGCUGUACAAGCGCAUGAAGGCAGGGUUUGAGCACGCCCGAGUGCCAGACCCUCCUACUAAUGUCCACCUUUCGGUGGCCAGCAGCUCCUCGGUGCAGGUGACCUUUGGUGAGCCCCUCAGUGUCAACUCGGCCGUCGUCACCAAGUACAAGGUGGAGUGGAGCUGCUCCCCCUCCUUCUCACCGCUGGCUGGGGAGGCCGUGGUGGACAAGCUGAAGAGUCUGCACUACACUAUCCGUGGGCUGACCUCGGGCACAGCUUACUAUGUCCAGGUGUCUGCCUACAACAUGAAGGGCUGGGGACCCCCACAAGCCUCGGUGCCCCCAUUUGCCAUCCCUUCCAACUGGCGGGAGUAUGAUGGCCGGGCUCCGAGACGGAGGGGCCAGGCUGAAGCUCUGGACCAUCUGCUGGGCCAGGUGAAGACCGUCCAUCAGCACUGCAUUUGCCACGAGCCCUGCAAGAACCAGCCCCAGAGCAGGAAGCACUCAGUCUCCAGGAGCCUCAAGCACCUCUUCCACCCUGGCAGCAAGUUCCUCAAGACACUGAAGCGGGGCCUCUACCUAACAGCCAUCUUCUACAAGGAUGACAACAUCCUGGUGACCCACGAAGACCAGAUACCUGUGGUGGAGAUCGAUGACACCUACUCCUGCCUGCUCAUGCAGGACUUUCUGUGGUUCACCAAGGUGUCGUGCAUGUGGGACGAGAUCCUGUGGCUGCGGCAGUGCGUCACCGUCUCCCAGUCGUCCUGCUCCUGCAUCCUACAGACACGCUUCAAGAUGCUGCUGGCCAUCUCGCAAAUGCAGGGGCUGCUGGGCAUUCAGGACCUGGGGCAAGUCUUCUUUGAGCCCAUCAAAGACAAGCAGGGCAACAUCCUCAUUGUCACCCUGAAGGAGGUGAAGACCAACCAGACCUUUGAGAGCGUGCGCUGGGUGCCCAUCUGCAAGCUGCAGACGAGCCGCAAGUCUGUGUCCUCCCCGGAGGAGCCCACUGCCCUGGACACACUGCUCAUCUCCGUGCAGGACAAGCUGGCUUACCACCAGCGGAGCAGCCAUGCCCUCCCUCCGGGCCUCUACUUGGGCUACCUGAAGCUCUGCAGUGCUGUGGAUCAGAUCCGAGUGCUCGUGCCAGAGCAGCUCCCCAACAUCCUGUGCCAUGUGAAGAUCCGCUCCAACCCCAACAUCUCCAGGGAGGAAUGGGAAUGGCUGCAGAAGAUGGCCAGCAUGGAGGAACCCGUUUCUGUGGAGUCCGAGAAUGAGACAUCACCAAACCACUUGUUUCAGGAGCUCCAGGUGGCUAUCAAGGAGCUGAUGGCCCUCGUCAACAUCCCAUUGCAAGAGGCGAAAGAUUUCCGUCUGUACAGCCAAGAGGUGCUGGACUUUGGGGGUCAGGUCUCCUUCUUGCUACUGCUGCCUCCCUCAGACGACGUCUGCACAGCACCAGGCCAGAACAACCCUUACACUCCACAGUCUGGCUUCCUCACACUGCCACUGCAGAUAUUCGAGCUGGUGCACUUCUUCACGUACGACCGGGAGUUCAUCACGCAGUACUGCCAGGUGUCCGCCCUCCUGGAGCUGGAGUCCCUCCUCUCGCAGCAGAGCCUCAGGGAAGCCUUCUCUGACAGUGAGCUUUCCACCGCCAAGCAGCGGCACCAGCAGGUUCAGGAGUACAUCCAGCAAAUGGAGGAGAUCUGGCGUGAGAUGCGCUGGAUGAUGGAUGCCCUGCAGCAUGCCCGCUACAAGCAGCCCUCCUGCGGCCUGUCCCUCAACGGCUUCCUCAGCACCUCCAGCGGAGCCAUGAAGGAGAAAACCCACUCCUCCUCAUCCCACCUCGACUUCCUUCCCUCCCCAGCACCCUCACCAGACAGCAGCCGUAAGCUCAGCUCCGACCUGCAUGGGCUCUCGGACGAGGAGGGCUCCUCCGAGGUGUUCCUGGCCACUGACAGCGACUACGACUCCAGCAGGGCGCAGAGCCCCAAGGAGCUCGACCUGGUGUCCUUGGGGCCCGAGUGCUGCGGGCGGCGGGCGGCGCGCAGCCUGCGGGACAGUGCCCCCGAUGUCCUGCAGAGCCACGAGCUGCAGCCCGCACCGCUGGCCCUGCCGGAGCCCCGGCCGCCCCCAGAGCUCUACGACAGCGACUUCGUGCUGCCCAGCCGGCAGAUCGAGCUGCUGCGCGUGACAGAGAAGCGGCAGGCCUAUUGCGUGCGGACCAACAGCCUGGACUUCCCCAAGCCGCUCUGCCCGGUGGCCAGGAAGUCGUGUCCUGGUUCCGUCGACAGCUCCCCGACGGAGAGCAGGACCGGCGGGCACGGCGGUCAGGGCAGACCAGGGACUGGCUCCACGCACAGCCCCGAGCACGGCCGCACGCGCUCGGCCGAGUGGACUCCGAGCUUCCAGGAACCGCCAGAGCAACCCGCUGGGAAGAAGCCGGGCUCUGUCACCUUGCGGGUCUGCCCUCAGUACGAAACCGGACUCUCCAAAGAGACCAGCGUCAAGCUACACGUCACCAGCCAGACGUCGGCCGGCGAGGUGGUGAAGCUGGUGGUGCUGCAGAUGAACGACGUCUCCCACGGUGCGCUGGGUGGCUUGGCCGCCUUCUGCUACGGCGAGGAGCAGCUGGAGCACUUCGGACUGGUGUUUGCCUCCGAGGAGGGCGAGCGGUGGCUGCCCGACGAAGCGCGGCCGCUGGCCCUGCAGGCUGCCCGGCCCGAGGGACGCUUCUACGUCCGCAUUAAGGAGACGUCGCCGCUGGUGCUGCAGUUCGGGCCGGCAACCACCGUAUGAGCACAGCCCAAGGCAGGCGGCGCGUCUCUGAUGCUUCCUUCUUCCACAGACACCCUCCCAUCAGGCGUCCGCGGGGUGGAAUGGGAUCAUACUGGGCUGUGUGUUUCUUGUUGGUGUUUCUUUCUUUUUUCCUUUCUUUUCUUUUUUUUUUUUUUUUAACCAAAGAGACGUCGAGACUCAGUUGUUCUGACUGCAGAAGGCGAGGGUGGAGCGCGAAGACCUCAGAGCUUGGGAGGAAUCUUUGCAGGAAUGGAAUUUUUGAAAGCAAACAUUUUUAAGGGGAAGGCUGGGAGGGGGGUGGAAAAAGAGAGGACAAAAUAUUAUGAGAAGAAGCAGCAAUACUCUUUUUUUAUUAUUAUUUUUCCUCUUCUUCUUUUUUUUUUUUUUUCUGGACAUCCUUGUCCAGGGUUGGCAGAAGGAAGACCUGCAGGGCGCUGCUGGUGGAGGCUGCGGUGUUGGUGCACAGGAACGGCACUGGGAUGGGAGUUUAUCUCCCACCCAUCCUCAUUGCACUGCACCCAGAGAACAGCUCUUGCACACCCUUCUCAGAACAAAAUGCUUUUUUUUUUUUCUUUUUUCCUGAAACAAAAAAAAAAACCUGUGCUAGAGACACUGGAGUUGUGUAGGAGGUGUGGACACUGUUAUUGUUGUAGAGGCCGAAGGAAGGCACGCCGACAGCCCCACACACGUGCAUGGAGCUGUGCCCACACCACCACACUGGGUUUGCUAUGGGGCACGGCUGCAGCACGCCCAGCACCGCCGCGGGACUGCCUUUCCUCCUCGGUUGCCGUUCUGUCCUGGUGAUUGUGAGUGGCCUCUUGUAUGUCCUACAGCAUGACACUUAGCACCUAGGUCUCUUGUUCCCAAGGUUAUUUUUCUGAUCUCCUGUGGUCCAUAGUAAAGGUGACUGCUGCUGACCGUGUACCGCUCUCUCCUUGUGGCCUGAUGGGCAGCGCCUGCUCCUUAACCCUGUAUUACCCCCACGUUACCCGCACUUUCAGUGGCUGGGCUAAUUCUUCCCAGCAGUUUUUAAUGGGAUGCUCCCAUCCCAGCAAAGGUUUGUGUCACUCCACAGUGUGCGUGGGAGCAGCAUUAGAGGUAUUCUGUCCCAGUCUGGUGUUGGAAGCCCGAUGGCUGCAGACAUGUCAUUGAAUGCAUGCCUAUGGUCCUGCAGCCUCCAUGGGGUGAGCGCACAGAGCAGAGCAUGGCCACAUGCACACCAGGGGACACCCAGAUCUGGA
Molecule: messenger RNA, 7602 nt
Organism: Phasianus colchicus (ring-necked pheasant)
Lineage: Eukaryota; Metazoa; Chordata; Aves; Galliformes; Phasianidae
Product: ankyrin repeat and fibronectin type-III domain-containing protein 1-like
Biological process (GO): regulation of establishment of bipolar cell polarity; signal transduction; establishment of mitotic spindle orientation
Cellular component (GO): spindle
Molecular function (GO): protein binding
Source: RefSeq, a predicted model, not a curated record